AUGGAGAGCAUCCGGGAGUUCGACCUCACAGGCAUGAAAACUCUGAAAUGUUGGAAGAAUAAGACCUUCUACGUGGAAGCCAAUGGCGACUUCCAAAUGCCCAAGACGUCUAAGACCUCCACGGUGGGCCCUGCGGCGUGCCAGCUGAUGUGUGCCAGCACCUUCGGAUGUGAACAUUUCUCCUAUUGGAAGGACGGAGGUUGCCUUUUGACCUCAUUCUCAGCUCAUCCCAAAGCCUACAUUGGGCCUGACGACAAUGGCGUGAUCAGUGGACCACGGGAAUGCAAAGAGAUCGAUAACGGGCCGACCAUGGUCUUCGAAGGCUCAGCGCUAGGCCUUCCAAAGUUUCAUGCCCAUAAAGCUGGUGGAUGUGGCAGCCUUCAUGAUCACUACAAGCUGGCUUGGUCGGCUGAAGGUGAAACGUUCUUCGACGAGUGGCAGUUCAUCAACAAGAGUGAGACGCGAGGUGCGGAGUGGUAUCUCAAUAAGACAGAGGCUUUUUACCAAGGUGUGGUCCAUGCCUCGAAGGCCGGUGCUCUGCUCCGUGUGGGCGAGCAAGUGCAACCCUUCAAGCGCCGGAGUGUGAUGCUCCACUCCGCCCAGGCCUGGCGCCCAGACAUUGGCUUUAUUGUGGCCAUGAAGUACAAACACGUGCCCUAUGGCCCCGGCAUUUGGCCCGCCUUUUGGUUGGUGAACAGCGACGUGGGCUGGCCCAAAGGUGGAGAAUUGGACAUCCUGGAAUAUGCCAACGACGAAGCCAAUAAGGUGACCUUCCACACCGAUCGUCAUUGCAAGUUGAACGUGGAAAAGCUGAAGAAGUGCGCAAGAAACAUCCAAGGCAUCGAUCCCAACAUGCUGGUGAACUGCUACACCAACUAUUCCAUGAAUCUCAUUGGCUGCAUGCCACCUCAGGUGCGAAAGGAUGGUGAGUGGUUUGCCAAGAAUCCGGGUGUCAUUGCCUUGCUGUGGGAUGCGAGCGGCAUCACCAGCUUUCACAUUCCUGAAAGCGAGAUCCCAGCAGAUUUGGCCAACAACCAGCCACAGCCCAAUACCUGGAAGGACUCCUGGAGAAUGGCUUUUAUGCCAUUUGAAGCAGAGACUUGCAUGGACAUUGCUAGGCCUCAGGAGAUUGUGCUGAACAUUGCAAUCUGUGGCGAUUGGGCUGGGAAUACGUGGUGGGAGUGCGAGGAGUGUAAGGCUACGGGAUACGUGCCAGACUAUUGCAUUCCUGGACAUGUCACCGAGCCGGCCACUGAUUGUUGUACUCUCUACAUCUCGAAUCCAUCUGCAGAAGAGGGCUUGAAAAGCAAAGCAUUCUUCGACCUCGACUACAUCAAGGUCUUUGAACCCGAAGGCUAUGAUUUGCCCCGCUACCCGGCGGGCACCUAUCGGAAUGGCGGUGUUUUCGUGGGCGACGUCUGA
Messenger RNA from Durusdinium trenchii, 1422 nucleotides. The record is from the annotation of a GenBank genome assembly. Lineage: Eukaryota; Dinophyceae; Suessiales; Symbiodiniaceae.